Brassica rapa (field mustard) is the source of this 753-nucleotide messenger RNA. RefSeq names its product 60S acidic ribosomal protein P1-1. Gene Ontology annotation, molecular function: protein kinase activator activity; structural constituent of ribosome; ribonucleoprotein complex binding. The record is from RefSeq and is a predicted model, not a curated record. Gene Ontology annotation, biological process: translational elongation; cytoplasmic translation. Gene Ontology annotation, cellular component: ribosome; cytosolic large ribosomal subunit. NCBI's taxonomy places the organism in Eukaryota, Viridiplantae, Streptophyta, Magnoliopsida, Brassicales, Brassicaceae.
UAAUAAUAAAAUGGGCCGACGGAAUAUUAAACCGGCCCGUAACUGCCUGGGUUAGAGGCUUUCCCACAUGAUGAUGAUACCGUGUAUCAAACCCUAACGAAAUUUCCGUCGGAGCCGCUCUGCGAAAGCAUAAUCGAUCCCAGUCUAAGAGAAAGAAAUGUCGACAAUGGGAGAGCUUGCUUGCAGCUACGCUGUUAUGAUCCUCGAGGAUGAGGGUAUUGCCAUCACGGCCGACAAGAUCGCUACUUUGAUCAAAUCUGCUGGUGUUAGUUGUGAGUCAUACUGGCCAAUGCUAUUCGCCAAGAUGGCUGAGAAACGUAACGUCACAGACCUCAUCAUGAACGUUGGUGCUGGUGGGGGAGGUGGUGCACCAGUUUCUGCUGCUGCUCCAGCUGCCGGUGGUGGUGGUGGUGGUGCAGCAGCUGCCCCUGCCGCUGAGGAGAAGAAGAAGCAGGAAGAAGUAGCAGAAGAGAGUGAUGGAGAUUUGGGUUUCGGCUUGUUCGACUAAGCAGCCAGCAAUUACUAGUGUUUUUCUUGUUGGUUUUAUCUUUUUUGACACCUCCAGUAUUUUGUCGUACGAAUUACUACUUGGUUUGAUCUGCUCUAUAGAAGAUUUAAGUUGUUUUUUCUUUUGUUAGAAUUGAGUAUAACCAUUUUGGGAUUGGAAAAAUAUCUGCUGUUACAGAUGUGAGGAUCCUAAGUUUACCCAAAGAACAGCUCAAGUCUGAAAAGAAAAGCUUAACCAUAAGCAAA